Anopheles maculipalpis is the source of this 7302-nucleotide messenger RNA. RefSeq lists its product as uncharacterized. Lineage: Eukaryota; Metazoa; Arthropoda; Insecta; Diptera; Culicidae. Gene Ontology annotation, molecular function: protein binding. The record is from RefSeq and is a predicted model, not a curated record. Bases 1 to 7302 code for a protein of 2433 amino acids. Gene Ontology annotation, cellular component: nucleus. The transcript is spliced from 6 exons.
AUGCCCAAAAUUCUGGACAGUGAUAUCGACUCACCAAUUGCCAAUCUGAUAAAGCGCAGCGGUACGGGCAACACCACCAACACCACGACCAACAACGGUAGCAGCGGCUCGAGCAAGCAGAGCGCCCACUACUCCAACGACACCACCAGCGAAAAGUCGGACGGCCCGUUUGAGGCGCUCGUUGGCCGCCAUCACAUUGUCAGUGGCGGUGGCGGCAACUCCAACUCAUCCUCGUCCUUCUUCUCGUCCGCGUACGACGCGAAGGAUGGGUCGAACGAGGGCGGCAGCAGCUACGGCAGCGGGCAUGUGUCGCUAGCCGUCGCUGGCGGCGGUGGCAGUUUGGGCGGUGGGUUAGGUACGCUAACGCAACCGUCCCAACCACCACCACCGCCACCGCCCGGUCAGAGUGCGUUCUUUCAAUCAACCAAUCCGGUCAGUCAUCACCAUCAGCAGCGAGGACACCGGUCCGCGGAUGGGGUUCCACCGGACAGUGGUAAGGGUACCGGCAACGCCCCAGAGCCGCGGGUCAAGAAGUAUCGCCAUCAGCAGUUCAGCAAGAACAUAUAUAUCGGCACGAAGAACGCGGAGAAGUGGGACACGCUGCGUAAUGUGCUGCUGUUCAAGAACGAUGUCGAGUUUGUGUCGUUUCUGUUGAAGUUGGCGGAGAGCAACUGCUGGAAGAAGGAUUCACCGCUUCUAAAUGGAUUCCACAGCGAAACGCUACCACUAAAACCUCAAGGAGCUUCUACCAAGAGCGGACGAACCAAAGCGGGAACCCGCGGCAAACAACAGCAACUUCAGGAACAUCCACCGGACGCACAGCAACAGCUGGAGCCGCAUCAGCAGCACCAACUGCACUCAUCUUCAAUCAGCUUCAGCAGCUCAAAGACACCCGGCAGCAUGGGCAAGAAAACCAAGAGAGUACAAUUUAACAAGAAUGUAAAUAUAAUCCAUAAGCUUGAUAAUCGGCGCACCGGCAAGAUGGUGUCGUUCAGUGACAAAACACUCUCGGACGAGCCAGCGAAUCUGCCACACCAGGACGAAGAUUCUACGGCCGUACCUGAGAUGGAUGAGGACGGUGGUGAAGGAGACGAAGACGAGGAGGAAGAGGAGGACGAAGACAUGGAGGAAGACGAAGAGGAAGAGGAUGAAGAGGAAGAGGACGAGGAGGACGAGGAGGAAGACGAAGAGGACGAAGAGGGUGAGGAUAAGGAGGCGAUGGCCGGCAAGACCGCGGAUGGUGUUGGGCCGACCGAACCGGCCGAUGUGCUACGUAAGACGGACGCAUUUCUCGGCGACAGUAAAGAGCAGGAACCGGCCGUCGCCAAUCACGAUCCGUACCUGAUGGAGGACAUCGUGAAGAAGACGAUGCGCAAAGUGCUCCCACCGCAGGCGGCGAACCAACCGCAGCAGAGCAACGAGGUGCAGCAGGACUCGAUCAGCAGCACGAUGGGCUCGGUUUCGGAGGACUCGCUCAACACGGAGACGGAGGUGCUGGACUAUCGCAUUGCAGAAAAGAUCAAAACUGAACUGGAGGAGAAGCAGAAGCUGGAACGGAAGACGCACCCGGCGGAGGAGUUACCGACGACGUCCAACUUUUUCGAUCAGUGUGACUUCGAUCCGGCCGCGAUAGAUGAGAAGCCGCCAACGUUGCCGGUUGUGAAGAAAGGUGGAACUGGGCUGGACCGUUCCCGAACCGGUACAUCACUUGAACAGUCGGUUUAUGGAGGUGGUGGUGGUGGUGGUGGAGGUGGUGGCCGGAAACGGGGCCGGCGUGCUAAUAAUGCACACGACUCCACCAACGUAGAUCUUCACAUCGAGUAUGAAGAGCAGGAGUAUAGGCCGCUUCCAGGCUCGCGAGCUAGCGAUGGUGGAACGGUGGAGAAGUCUAGCUUCGCACCCAAGCAGCUACCGCUGCACCCUACCCCAACGGCCCAGCGCAAGACGAAGGGUGUGGGUACGGCAAAGAACAAGGUGUGCACCGGGUGUAACGUGAAGCAUGGUGCGGACCUGUGCCCGCUGAACACGCCUCUGCGAGCGAUCAGCAACAAAAUCGAGCUUAAUCAGUGGCUGGAGCAGAACGAGGAUUUGAUCAAGAAGCACAAACUGUUCCUCAAACCGACCGGUAACGGCGAGGACAUGGACGACGAGAUGGACGAGCAGUACGAUGACGAGGAGGACGACGAGGAAGACGAUGUGGAUGAUGAGGAGGAGGAGGGUGGCGAUGGUAGCCGUGCGAAUGGGAAGCUGGAGCUAAGUCCCUCGUUCUCGGAGGUGUCCGUACCGCCCGAAUUUGAGCUACGGCUCUGUCCACAGUCGAGCGCCAACGCUAACGCCAUCACCAGCACAACACAGUCCGAGACGGUACAGCAACAGCAGGAACCACACAUGAACGCCAAGCUAAACCAGGACGCCGCUGCCCAACAGCAAGACCAGCAGGAACAGGAUUCAAUCGCCGACUCCAAAACAUCCCUACCGCCAUCCUCAUCCUCUUCCUCCAGCUUCACAGGGACGCUCGGGACGGACACGGUGCCGAAAAGUCGCCCGCUCACUGGACACGGACUAAGCAUCUACACGACCACCUUUAUUGCGAAGUAUACGAAAAUAGGACCCCUGACGGGGCAGAUAGUGCGCGAAACCGAGAUCCAGGACGACUGCACGAUGCGUCACAUCUUCGAAACGUUCGAUGGCGUCAAGUCGACGUACACCAGCACGGAGAACAAGAACUUCUCCAACUGGUUGCGCUACAUCCGGCCGGCCCGGAAUCGGGAGCAGAAGAACUGCGUACUACAGGUGCACGACGGUGGCAUCUACUUCGUGACGAGCAAGGAUCUGGAGCCGGGCACCGAGCUGCUGUACUGGAGCAACGAUAGCAACUCUGCCUGGGGCAAGAAAAAGAUGGAGAAAACGAACUGUGGUGGUUGCAAUCUGAAGUUCGAUCAUCCGUUCUACUACCGAACGCACUGCUCGGUGUUUCACGAUCCGGGCUUCAGCCUGACGAUUCGCAAGUACCACUGCAAGGUGUGCGGGGCGGCCGUGCUGGGCAAGGAAAACAUUAUGAAGCACGCGGAAAAGCUGCACGAUGGCAAGGGUGCAUAUCAGUGUCAGUUUUGUCAAAAGUUUUUCCUCCGGCUAAAUUACCUAGAAAUGCAUCGGACGUACGGUUGCAGUGCUAAUCCACAGCGCACCAGGCCACUAUGCGAUUUCUGCGGCCGAAAGUUCUGUCAGCCGCAAAAGCUGAAGGUACACAUCAAGCGUAUGCACAGCGAUAUGGCGGACGUGUUGCGUGACUUCCAGUGCAAGCUCUGCUCCAAGCUGCUCGGGUCGCGGGCCGCACUGCAGCGCCAUUCGAAGGAGGUGCACAGCCGUAACUCGGCCGUUGUGAGCUGCCCACGGUGCCAGAAGCUGUUCCAGAACCGGUCGAAUCUGAAGAUCCACAUGCUUACCCAUUCCGGCGUGCGGCCUUUCAAAUGCGCUGAAAAUGAAUGUACGGCUGCCUUUACUACCAAACAGUGUCUGCAGUUUCACUACAAGAAAGUACACGGAUAUACUCAGGAGCAAAUGCCAAAGAUUGAGCGAAGCGUCGCGUACACAUUCGACGCCUACUCUGGUGGCUUAAAUGAUGGAAUUAUCGAUGAAGUGCAGCGUCGACAGAGACACAAAUCAACCGCUUCGGAAGAGGGGGGCUACCCAAGUGAAAAGGUGGAAAGGAAAAAGCGCUCCCGACAUCUGAAUCACUUUGACGAGACAUCCUUACAUCAGCAGCACCAGUCACAGCUACAACCUCCGCUUCAGCAGCAACAAACUGACCUCGCCCAGGGUCUCGGGCAGGAAGCGAACGAUCCGAGCAAGGCAACGUCUCAACAUCUGCAGCAACAAUCAUCCCCCCAUCCUCAGCUGGACUAUCCCAAUACACCUCCCGCCUCACAACACUUAUCAACGCAUCAAUCAACCGCACAGCAGCAUCAACUAGGCUCGGUACUGCCGAAUGCUGACGUGCUCCAGAAAGAUGUCGAACUGCAUCAGCAAAAGCUGCUACGGCAACAGCAGCAACAACAGCUAUCCGUACAUCAGUCGGAUGAACAGCAGGACACGGUAGAUCAAGCGACAGGUGGUGGUCAGCUGCAACAUCACCAGCACGAUUUGCAUUCCGAUCCGCAGCACCCUUCGCUCGACGAUCAGGUAAUGGCGAAGGCAGAUCAGGAGGAGCAAACGAUGCACCAUCAUCACCAUCAUCAUCAACAGCUGGCCCGUUUACCGUCACCCUUCUCCAACAAUCUGCUGAAGACGAAAAACAUACUCGAAUCGUUUAACGAUCUGUGCCGCAACGAGAGCAACCUAUCGCUGCUGUCGACGAAGAUCUCCUCUAUAUUGAACAACAACCUGAAGGAUAUAGCGAAGGUGGCUGCCAUCGGUACGUCGGCGGGCAGUAACGCUGGCAAUGUGGAAGACAUCCGGAAGAGCAUGAUCGAUCAUCAGGGUAUGGAGGAGGGUCGUACGGAUCGGCUAGACGACAUGCAGCAUCUCGUCCAUCCGCUGCCGGAUGACCAGUCGAAGGCGAACAACUUGAACGUGAGUCAGCUGCACCGGCUCAACAUAUCAAACCAGCUCGAUGCCGGUACGGCGGCCACCCUACAGUACAAGACCAACAGCGAGGAUGAGAUGAAGAGCGUCGCUGAGGUGGACAAUAACUUCGUCGACAUGGCAUCGCUGGCGAGCAAUUUGAAGUACAAAGAGUACAUCAACGGUGGUGGCAAUGCGGGGCUGGUAAUAAGCAAGGGUAGCAAGAAAUGGAUCAGUGACACGGAUCAGCUGCCGGGCAGCGAUGGGCAACCGGGUGAGUCCGGUGUGAUGUUGAGCACGGUGAGCGGGCGUGACUUCCUUACCAAGCUUAUCAUGAACGGGAACGUGAACACGCCACCACCGAAUGUCGCAGAUGAGGAGGAGGAGGACGACGAUAACUCGACAAUCCUGGACGUGGUUGACUCGAACAACCAGAACCAGCAGAGCACGCACGCGCAGAUCCAGCAGUACACAUCGAACUUUACCGGGCUUAACUUGCCCGAUCUGCCUUCGUUCCAGAGCCACGCGUUCCAGGGUCACUUUAACCAUCAGACGCUGCUCGGUUCGUUCUACAAUAAUACCGGUUCGGGUACGGGACGUAACACGAUCAACACGAUACCGACGUCCGCUAGUAUGCUGGUGGAGGCGGCCCUUAACUCGGUCAGCAACAUCAUCACCGAGGCAGAGAUCAGCACCAACAACAGCAGCAACAACAACAACAACAAUAACAACCAAAACCAGGGCCUAAACAUUAACCACAUCGAUCCGGGCAGCGGGACGGACGCGUCCAGCAACAACGUGCCGACCAACACGUUCAAUGCGAACAGCAUCGACGAAUCGGUGGACGACAUGAAGCUGCUCAAGUCGCACCACUUCUCGAUGCAGCUCAACUCGAUCUCGCAGUACUCGGCCCAGUCUACCAACGAUUCGGGCAUCCUGUCGAUACGGGGCGCGGGCAGUGGACCCACCAGCCGACCGAAGUCGCGUGAGAAAAUCGCAAUCUACGAGGAUAGCGAGAUGCUUAACUACGAGAAUCAACACCUGAACCAGCAGCUGCAGGCCACACCGCACAAGCUUACGUCCAGCGUGGACUCGGUGCGGAGUGCCCUGUCCCCUGAGCAAACCGGAGACUUCAGCUACGCCGCUACCCCAAGCACCUCCACCAGCCGGCAGCACCUCGUCAGUGGGUCGCCGGUGCGUUCCAGCUCGCGCCAGAUCUAUGCCGAGCAUGACCUUAUCUCGCCCGCCUCCACACCCUCCCUGCCGCGGUACGACUUUGGGCCGACGGACAGCAAUUACGGCAGCUCGCGCCGCCAGGAUGCGAAGACGAUCAGUUCGCUCACGCUGGAAAGCUUCGAAUCGAACCUGAAAGACACGGCGGCACACCACAUGCAGCAGCUGUCCAGUGACGAGGACAACAGUAUCGUAAUUGCGGAAAAUCUGUCCGUGAACGCAGUGUCGACGGAGGAGAAGCUGAAGCUAACGAACGCGUCGGGUGCGGCGAACGGCAACAAUGGCAGUGCGCCGAGCGGUGGCGCUAGUGCGUCGGAGUUCAUCCAGCAUCAAAAGUACGGCGAAACGGGACGCACGAUAGGUGGGUCCAAUCUGCCGGCGACGGCCGAUAUGCGCAUCAAGUACGGCAACGACGACCUGGUGGACUUUCAGCAGCGCAACAAUAUUGGUGACGCUUCCGACUUUCAGGGGCUGGAUAUGUCGUCGCGCUCGUCCGUUUCGGCGUAUCAUCAUUCGAACUUCCAGCUGUCGACGCAGGCGGGCAGCAAUUUGCACUUCAAUCGCUACCACCAUCACAUCUACGACAUACUGAGUGAGCGUGAACAGCAACAGCAGCAGCCACAGCAACAACAGCAGCAGCAGCAGCAACAACAGCAACAGCAGCAACAACAGCAACAGCAGCAACAACAGCAACAACAAUCCCAACAGCAACAUCAUCAUCAGCAACAACAGCAGGCACAGCAGCAGCAGCACCAUCAACAUCAGCAUCAGCACCAUCACCAUCAACAUCAGACACAGCAGCAACAGCAGCAGCAACAGUCUCAGCAACACUCGCAGCAGCAACAACAACAGCAACAGCAGCAACAGCAGCAACAAGAGUCAUUCCAGCUGGAGCAAACGCAGCUGCAACAUCUCGUGCAAGAGCACGUCCAAAGCCAAGACUCGGACGCUGAUCAAUCGGUAACGGUUGACCUAAGCCGCAGUUCCAGCUACCUUGUGCAAUCACCACCAACACCCGCCAUCUCCUAUAGCAGCCAUCAUCAUCCCGAUAUGAUACGCAUGGUAUCGCUCGACCUUAGCUCCAACACCGGUUCGCACCAUACGGUCAACAACGGUUCGCACCACGCGGUACGCCACGCUUCCUUCAUAUCCUCCCAGAUACAGCCGGCCGACCAUCAUCGACUGCUCGCUGGCGAUCAACUGUCUGCCAGCAACCAUCGGCUGCUGGUGAGCGAUCCUGCCACACACCUGAUCUUCGAGCAGAACAACCGACUCCUGUCGGACGCUACCGGGCAGCCUGCACCGCCACCACCGCCACCACCGCGCCACGUAGUGUCACCGACGCGUGGGUUCGGUGCGUACCAUCAUCACCAUCACCACCAUCACCACCAUCAGGUCAGCUCGUCGAACUAUCACCAUUCGAUGAAGCAAAACAUUGCCUCACCGCCCAUCAACCAGCACAGCUCGUCGGCUGCCGCAUAUCAUCCAUUCCCCACAUACUACUAA